UCAGUUUACCUUUUUUUGAUUUUCGAUAUAAAACAGUAUAGCCUGAAAAUACAACUACAAUGUCGAUAGUCUGCGUUAGAUUUGUUGCAGUAUUUUAAAAAAGGGAAUGAGAACGAUACCCAAUUAUAUGUGUACAAAAGUGAGUAGCAGCUGCGCUAAGGAUCGAUUUGCACAUUUCCCUCAAAGAAGCUUAGCUCCGCACAAGAUGUCACGCGUCUUAACGGAGUUAUCGACCGAGCCCGCACUAAAUACUCACAAAUUCCUCAAACCAGAACCCGCGAUUAGGCUGGAAUGUUUAUGCUGUUAUUAUCAUGCUCAGAUUUCAGAUUCAACGUUGAUCAUCCCACUUGACCGUAUUAUGUGUAUUACUUUUUACCAUUAUUUUAUUUAAUAUCUUGUAACGAAGCUAUCAGCAUUAUAUGAUUAGUACGGCAUCGGA
Messenger RNA from Acanthoscelides obtectus, 439 nucleotides. The record is from the annotation of a GenBank genome assembly. Lineage: Eukaryota; Metazoa; Arthropoda; Insecta; Coleoptera; Chrysomelidae.